CCCACGUCUUGAUUGGCCGUCUUGGCCGAAAUCCUCUUGAAUGGUUUCAAACCCGAGUGUUUGGACGCGGAGCAGGAGGAGGAGGGGGGUGUCUGCUGCUAAUUCCGAGCUGCCUGGGUGGAAGAGCCUGAUUCUUCCGUCCACCGACACAGCACCUCAGUAAAGAGGCUUAACCGAGGAGCGUCGUUGACCGUAAAACGCGUUCGAGAGUAAAUUAAGACAAAACAGUGGACUCUUAUAGGGAGCGCGUUUUACCCGAAGAUUUGCCAUUUUCGCGUAAAACCGAGAUUACGAUUUCAGUGUGUUGCGUUUUACGUUUCCCACCGUUUGAAUGGAGCGAUGUCCAGCGGAGACGCCGCUCAUUGCGACGGGACACGGUGUGUUUUGCUGACGGGACUCGGCGGCGGGGACCGGGACCUGAUUGAAAAUCACUGGUAAUCAAUUAAAAAAAAAUCACCAGUGUGUUUUAGUUGCUGACGGAAUGUGAAUAUCAGCUGUUGUUUCCGAGAUUCAUAAAGGAUUUUCCUUGGAAAAGAUUAGUGAGGGCAUUCAGUUCGUGCUCCGGUUGCCAUAGCAUCACAUUAAUAUUUUCCUUUUCAUUUUCGGCCUGUUGAAAAGGAGGGCAUAACGACACUUUGAUAUAUCUGGACAAUGUAUUUAUUUUUUAAUACAGUUCCGCAAUUGAGUGCCGGUUAAAUGAGUUUUGAUAGUUAAUUUCAAGCCACCUUUUAGACAAAGUGAGACUCAUAGCCGAGACAGCCAUGGCUAAAAAUCCGUCCGAGGGACCGAAGGAUGACCUGAGCCAGCUGACGGACGAGGAGCUGCUGCGGUGCAGCAAAGACGAGCUGGUCAGGAGAUUAAGGAAGGUUGACAGUGAGAAAAUGAACUUGAUGAUCGAGCAUGGGAACAUGAUGAAAGACAUCAACCGGAGGCUGCAGGUGCACCUGCACGAAAUCCGGAGCCUGAAGGAGAUCAACCAGAAGCUGCAAGACGACAACCAUGAGCUCCGGGAGCUCUGCUGCUUCCUGGACGACGACCGACAGAAGGGCAAGAAGCUGUCCCGAGAGUGGCAGCGCUUUGGCCGCUACACUGCCAGUGCCAUGUGGAAGGAGGUGGGCACCUACAUGAUGAAGCUGAAGGAGCUGGAGGCCAACCAGGAGACCGUGUUGAGGGAGAACUCCGAGCUGAAGGAGAUCAUCCUCAUGCUGGAUGAGGAGAGGAACGGAGCAGGGUCCAGGAGCUCCAUAGACAGUCAGUCCAGUUUGACCAAUCUGAAUGGGGGCACCGGCACGGUCAGGGAUGUUGGGGACGGGAGUAGCACGUCUAGCACAGGUAGUGCUGGGAGCCCCGAUCACCACAAUCACAACCACAUACACAAGCCCUCAGAGAACAGUAAGAUGGGCCCCACCAUGAGGAGGUCCAUGGAUGACCUGUCAGCCCCGCACCACCACAGGAGCAUCCCCAAUGGACUUAAUGAUUCCUCCUCCAACUACAUCAGGCAGCUGGAGACGAAAGUGCGGAUCCUGGAGGACGAUAACAAUAAGCUUCUCUCACAGGCUUAUAGCCGGUAUAGCUUAUCACAGAUACAGACGAAAAAGCAGUGCAACCCAGGUGACCUUCGUGCCCUGAGGAAGGGAAUGACCCUCUACCACUCAGAGUCCCAGCUGUCCUCACUGCCCCAGCGCCAGGAUGCCAUGCACAUGGGUACAGGUCGUCUCCCAACCAGCGAGUCCUCUCCAGCCACAGGGUACCUGUCCUGCGUCCAGAAGCCUGAGGCUGUGGUUCACGCCAUGAAGGUACUGGAAGUCCACGAGAACUUGGACAAGCAGGUCCCUGAGGAUUAUGAGGACGAUCUCAGUGAGAAGGAGAAGGCCAUUGUGCGAGAGAUGUGCAACGUGGUGUGGAGAAAGCUGGGUGAUGCAGCAGGAUCAAAGCUGUCCAUCAGACAACACCUCUCUGGGAACCAGUUCAAAGGGCCGCUGUAGCAUGGCAACCACCUAGAGAUGGAGAGACAGAGAGAGAUCAGGAUCUACAGUACUUACACUCACCUGAGAACACCUCUUACAACCUGCGCCUACACGACCCAACAUGCCGUGCUCCUUACUGCCUACAAUACCUAGCAUUCCUUCAAUAAACACUCUCUUAAGACUGGCUAAGAUGGCCACAAAAUGGACCUGUUAGUCACAUGUACCACUUUACGUGUACAACAUGUUUUUAUCUCUCAGAGCUUAUGUUGACAACUGGCAGCUAGUUUCACUGAUUUGCCACUUUUCCUCGUUGGUUUGGAGGCUUCCGGCUACACUAUUAUCUCUCUCUCUCUGCAAACUGCUACAAACAUACACCACUUACAGUCCUUCAGAGCAUAGCUAAGCUACAUUAAGCUAGCGAUAUGACAUGGUUUCAGACACGGGACUGAUGAGGCCGCAGGGGCAGAAAUCUCUUCUCAUGUUGCUGGGAUGUGAAGGCAACAUUGUGGCGGUAUCUUCAGAUAAGUUUUGAUAGUACCUCCUAUAGAGACCCUAGCUCCUGUCACAUGUAUCGCCCCCACCCACCCCCAGUGGUCAACACAUAUAACUAGCAUUAGCAAUUCUGAAGUGUUAACUAAGUGAAACCCACUGUGACCUAGCGCCUUUUGCUCAUAAGACAAGUCUAUGGAUAAUGAAGUCUAGAGAUCACUGUUAACUUGUGUAUAUUAUGUAUAAAACCAUGGCACUACUUCAUUGUUAUUGUUGAUUUUACUUUUAUCUAUUUUGUAUUCUAGCGUGGCCAUGUGAUCAAUGAUUUAGUUUGAAAAGCACACACAACCGGACCUUAAACAGGGUUUGAUUUUGGUAAUUAACCUUUUUUUUUUUUUUUUAAUUCUUUUCCAGAUGAAUUAUUAUUAUUCCUGUAACUCUGUAACCUCUGAAAAUGCAUCAAGGCCAUUCUGAGUGAAACCAUCUCAAUGAGUUGACAGAUUAAUUUUCUUACUAAAAUUUGUAUGCUGUGUGCAUGCUUGACAAUCAUUUUCUCAGGUUGGGAGGGCUACAGCUUUACCUUUGCCCAUCGGUGACUGCGAGAGCGUUGGCGUGCGUAUGUGUGUGACUGUGUGGAAGGAGACUGACUGGUUCUCUUGCAGCUGUAGCAUCUGCCUGUGAGUCCUCUUUUCUGGUUUUUUUUUUUGAACCCUGGUUACAACACGGUUGAAGAAUGCUGAAGACAUUUGCUGAAUCCAUACUAAAAGCAUCUUCUCGUUAAUAAAACUUUCAAGGCCAAACACUAAACAUUAAGUUAGGUUUGGAUCGCUUUUUGGAUUGUUCUGAAUUUAGCAUUUUAUAUCUCAGUAGACGAAAAGGUCACUUAAACUCAGACCUUUUCUGUAGUCAUGGAUUCAGCAGGUGUGUUUAUGCAGCGCAUGUUUCUUAAAGUUGAAUCUUCUUUUUUUGUCUUAGAAUAUGAGAGAUAAGUCUUCCCUUAGAUGUCUUCAGAAAACACUAACAUUUAAAAUGAGUAUUUCUUGAUGUCAGAGUGAACAAACACUGUUUGUCAAAGUAUAGCCAGGUGUCAGAUAGAGAUGGGAGUGCUAUCAGUAACUGAUCAGUCAUAUUUUGAUUUUGUCAGAUUUACUCCGUAAAGUUGUCUGAUAGGUUAGUUUAAUGACUGACAGCUCAGGCUCUCCCAUCUCUAGUGUUAUUUGUUCCAAAUUAGAACAUGUCUGAGGCUGCCUGCCAUGCGCCUCUGUUCUCUCAAAUAAUGGGUCAAAAAAUAUAUAUAUAAAUCAGAGUAUGGUUUUUUUAAAAGUGUCCUUUUUUCUAGGAACUGAUUUGAAGCCAUGAUACAAUUUUGAAUACUUUAUAUAUGGCAUUUGAUUUGAGAUGUGCCACAUUUUUUUCUGCAUGGUGUUUUGAUUUGGAACCCAAUUGUCUUUUUCUUUUUUUAAACAUCUAUAGUGUUAAUUUUUUUUCUGCCUAUAUGCUAAAACCACAGUACAGAAUUCUAGAAUCUACAGCGUAAAUAAAUGUCAAUUCCUGCAGUAACUAGCAUGGCUGUAACUUCUUUUCAUGAAAUUCACUGAUGAGUAUUUGACAGGUGAAAAGAAAACAUAAAAUAGGCCACUUUUAGAAAAAUUUGGGAGAAAAUAAAACAAAGUUGGUAAA
Toxotes jaculatrix (banded archerfish) is the source of this 4136-nucleotide messenger RNA. It is a transcript of the gene ccdc85cb, whose product is annotated as coiled-coil domain containing 85C, b. The transcript is spliced from 7 exons. The record is from RefSeq and is a predicted model, not a curated record. Lineage: Eukaryota; Metazoa; Chordata; Actinopteri; Toxotidae. Gene Ontology annotation, cellular component: apical junction complex. The coding region runs from base 762 to 1985 and encodes 407 amino acids.